GUUUAUAUGUUCAGCCCAACCCCAUCGUGACUGAAAAGGGGUGGAUGACGAGAGUGUGUGCACAACGGCAGCUGGACGCGAAGCCCCCACGGUGGUGCGCUUGGAGCGGCCAACUCAGCUUGGUAGAGUCCGCUCCAGACUCUUCCCCCCUAAACUGAACUAUCAUCAUUAUGUGUUCUCAUCUCAGUAUUUAUUGUAAACUUUAGCUUCCUGCAUCUCAAUAUUUAGUAGAGAGACAACUUCAUCCCCAGGAAGAUGUCCACGUCGAACCUCAACUCCUCGCCACCCAGCCACAGCUACUUCUCGGCGGCCACCAACGGCCGGACGGAGGUGUCUGCGGAGGGACGUGUCCGUCUUUUGCUUUUCGCUGUGUGCGUAACCAUAGCCGCUGCCACCUUUGUCGGUGGCGUUUAUUCGCUCCUGUCCCUGCUGCAGAUGAGGAGGAAAACAUCCCUGAGUCUCAUCGUGGCUUCCAUGUCAGUGGACGACCUGCUCAGCGUAGUUCCGCUAUCCCUCUUCAUCCUCCUCCAGUGGGAGCGGGACGGAGGUUCCGCCACCUUGUGCACACUCGCCGGGCUCCUCUACGUUUUUCAGGGAGUUUCAAGCAACAUGAAAGCCUGCCUGAUCGCUGGCUACACUUUUUACGUGACCAAGAGGUUCGGGGUGCUGCGCUCGGUCCGACGACCCCUCCGUGUGAUGUGGGCCAUCGCCGGUGUGUGGGCGGUCAGCCUAGCUGUUAGCGUACUGCCCUUGUGCGGCUGGGGCAGCUUCGCACAGGCUCCCCUAGGCUGCUUCCCGGAGAGUGAAAGCUUUUACACCUUGCUGCUCUUCCUCUUGUAUUCGCUGUGCUUUUGCGGAUUGCUGUUCUUCUUCCUGCCGCUCACCUACCAGCUUCUGUGCUCCGGGGAGCCGCAGAGGAGCUUGCAGUGCGCGGGAUAUCUGGCCGACGUCCGAUCGCUCUCCCGGGACAGCCUGGACAAAAGUUUCGGCGUCUACAACGAACUGAGCCCGGGUUCGUGCGAGACGACGUGCGAGAUCAAGGAGGAGAAGGGGGCGUAUGUGGGGUCGCCGGCGUCGUACUGCGGACCACAGUCGGCGACUGUGGAGGACACGCCGGUGGUUUUUGCGCAAAAACGCUUCUCCAUGAUCCUGGCGGUUGUCAGGGUUACAUUGUGGAUGCCAACGAUGACUCUGAUGCUGGUGCGUCAUGCCGCCAAUGCACGAAGCUCGUCUCUUGAGACGCUUGGCUUCUUCCUCACGUUGCUGGCGCCUGCCAUCACGCCACUCUUUGUGCUGUCCAAGCGCUGGAUCCACAUGCCGUGCGGCUGUUUCAUUAAUUGCAAUCAUGACCCAACACCAGAUCCCUCAGCAAUGAAAAGAAGAUUUGAGUUCAACCUUUCCCUCCAGAAAAGUUGUGGUGUGUUCAAGCUGUCACAUGGUCCAAUAUCUCACAGCAACACGCAAGCUGAGAACCGAGCCUACCACAGCCUGUUCAACAGCGACUUCCCAACCAGUCGCCUGGAUAAGCUUGAGCACGGUGGGCUCUGCAGCCUGGGCCCAAAUUUUGCUGUCAGUGCUCGACUGCCGGUUGACAGCUCCUUUCAUUCAGACCUCUUGUUAGAAGAUGUUAGCAGUGGCGGAGAGGCACUGGCUGAUUGUCCUCCGCUUUCCCACGAGCACCAUGAAGGUCAAGAGGGCUUCCACGAUUCUCCCUCCUACCCUUUUAAUCCCCGGGAAAGGGAGCGCCAUCUCACUGACACCUCGUCUGUUUUCGAGAGCUCUGAGAGGAGACUGUCGCAUGAAGAUGGCCGAAAAAUUGAGCUAACAGAUUGGGAGUGGUGCAGGAGCAAAUCAGAGAGAACACCCAGACAGAGGUCAUCAGCUGGUCUGUCCAUCCCGCUGUGCGCCUUCCAGGGAACUGUGUCUCUGCAAGCCCCCACUGGGAAGACACUCUCUUUGUCCACCUAUGAGGUCAGCAGCGAUGGACUGAAAAUCUCCCCCAACAAUGCCAAAAAGGUGGAGGUGUAUCGUUCCAAAUCGGUGGGCCACGAGCCCAUGGCAGAUGACAAAGUGCCCGGAGGCCAGACAGGUGAAGUAAACAUAAGUGGCGUCAAUAUGGGACUGGAUAUCGGAAUGGGCAUCGGAGCCGGGGUUGGGGACACCAACGUAAAGAUCCACCUAGAGGUCCUGGAGAUCUGUGACAAUGAGGAGGCCAUGGACAGUGUCUCUAUUGUGUCCAAUAUCAGCCAGUCGUCCACCCACGCCCGCUCGCCGUCACUGCGUUACUCCCGUAGGGAAAAUCGCUUCGUUUCCUGCGACUUAGGCGAAACGGCCUCCUACUCCUUGCUUAUCCCCACCACUGGCAAUCCGGAGACUGAGGCAAUCAACAUCACAAUACCCGACACGGUCGAGGCUCAUCGGCAGAACAGUCGGAGACAGACACAGGGGAGUUCGGGAUAUCAGGAGGAAAUCCAGCUGCUCAACGAAGCCUACAGAAAACAAUCUGGAGACACGGAUGACUGAAAUUCUCCACAGACCCUUGGCUAAGAAAGACCUCUGCCAAGGUCAAAAUGUAAUCAACCUUGUUUGUCUUUUUGUUGUCUUAAGUGGAUGAAAGGCUGACUUCACUUGGGGCUAGUCACCAAUUACUGUGGACAUACAAUAUACCAAUUUUCUAUUGCUAGAUGAGAAUUUGGAUGUAAAUUAACAUUUACAUUUUGAGCUUUGCUUUUGGGCUAAAUGACAUGGAUUAAUUUAUCAAUCUUAGAUGAGCUAGAGAUGAACAAAAACUCUAAAAUGCCUAAACCCUCCACAUGAAGAAGUUCUUCUCACCCAGAGAGAUCCGUUCCACACAGCGAGAAGGGAAUUGGUUUGUUUUUGCUUAGUCCUGCUGUCUGACAUACAAGCACACAAACAGCAAUCAAUACAAAACCUACUGCCAGUUUUAUUGCGCUUUGCGGGGGCAAAGAUAGUGGAGUUUUGAUGAAGGAAAACUGAGCUAUCACUCGAUGCAAGCUGAGGUAAAUGGAUUUGGGCAUGUUUAAGGGUGACUAUGUGGUCACAUGUCUAAUGCCACCAAAAACCGAGCCGCUAGGGGACAGGUCAUAUGACCCAUGUGUCUGACUCAUCCCUGUGUGUGUAUUUUUGUGUGUUUCAUUACAAAAAGUCGCCUCGCCUACGAUCGUGCAAAGCUGAUGAUAGUAAUGGAUUUUGAUCUGCUGCCACGUUUUGUUUUAAUUAUGCUGUUUCUAUUUGCCUUCACAUCUAUUAUGUAUAACUUGUUCAGUGUUUUGUUUAUCAAAUGAAAAACUGCAAAGUGAAAUGGCAAGAGGUGCUAAGGAAGAGGUGAAAACCUCUGGAAACUGGAAGACUUCGAGGGACUGUUGCAGUAGAAAAUUAGACUGACUGCACCGUGCGCAGUGUGUUUUGUACUACACACAGGAAUGUACAGUACCGCAAUCACAGGAGCAAUUUGAGGCUCCCUUUCUAUCAAAUCAGUGAGCCAUACCUGGGGACUGCUUGCAUCCAUGCAUAAAUCCACAAUCUGUAUUUCCAAAGUCAUAUGCAUUUCAACAUUUUGAACAGUUUGAAUUCUCAUCAGCUGGUGGGCCUCUAUCAGAGCCAAAUAUGCCUCAGUUUCCCCCAAUAAUAAAAAUACCAUUACCUCUAUGCGUGUAACAGUAAAAUAUUAAUUCCAGACCAAUUUAAAAAUACUUUGUAUGUGCUUUGUAGUUGGUCUUGUAUACAUAGUCUUUUGGGCAGUGACAUGCAAGCUCAAUCAUCCUAUGGCGAGUGCAGCUCAUAUGAUGCAACAUGUUAUUCCCUCUGAAGAACAUUUUUGUUAAAAGAUUCAGUGAGAGGAAAUCGCCUCCGACUGGCAUACAUGCGUGAGAGUUGUAGGAGAACCGCAGCAGUUGGAAUGGAGGUAAACGAUAAAUUAAACUAUUGCAACAAAGGGUUUAAAUAGAGCAGCAGAGGUAUUAUGACUCAGUUAUCUGCUCAAGUCUCACAUUUGAUUAAUCGCUGUGUCAAAUCAUUCUAUAAAUGUUUGGCUUUUUGUCAGUGGAAAUUCAGGGUUUGCACAUAUGCUGCACAAUUCUCAAAUAUUUUAUUCAUUUGUGUUUACCACCUGGAUCAGAGCACAACAAAAGUCACAACUGGGAUUCCUUAUUUGAAGAAAAAGAGAUAAAACAGAAAUUAAAGUACUUACUGUAGGCUUGCAUUUGUUGCUGUGAGGUGAUUAUUCCGCAACAGUCCUCUACAGAUGUGUUUUUUUGUUCUUGCUUUAUUAUUGCAUACAGAGAACCUAUAAUUUUCUUUUACAGUUUAAAACAGUUCUUUGGAUUUUUUUUUUCUUGAACCUGUCCAGUUCAGCUGUUUGACACGGAGAAUGGAAGUCUAAGUGUCUGGAUUAGAGUUGUCCUGAUCCAAUAUUUGGAUCGGAUCGACCGCCGAUAUGUGCAAAAAAAUGGGCAUCGGUAUCAGAUCGGCUGACACGGAAAAAUUCCGAUCCAGAUCCCCGAUCCAGUUUUUUUUUUUUAAGUAUCCGGUCCGGGUUUUUCAGCGCACCGAUUUACAUAAUCCAUUCCAGUUUUUGCUUUGGUUUCCCUAAAAUCCGGUCCGCAUUUUAUGACACACCUUCAUUUUUUAAAAGCCUUGGUACAGUUGUUCAAGAGCAGAGAACUGAUGCGGAGUUAAUAGUUCAUUUUCCAUGGAGGUUGUUCGUGCGUUUUGCUUUUUUAAGACAGUUUACAAUAUUAUUUGCAUGUUUUACUGACUGAAUAUGCCAUUUCUGUUUGUUAUUUAUAAUGUUUUGUGUUUAUCACUGA
Molecule: messenger RNA, 4829 nt
Organism: Corythoichthys intestinalis (scribbled pipefish)
Lineage: Eukaryota; Metazoa; Chordata; Actinopteri; Syngnathiformes; Syngnathidae
Product: probable G-protein coupled receptor 149
Exons: 5
Coding region: 256-2523 (755 amino acids)
Biological process (GO): neuropeptide signaling pathway
Cellular component (GO): plasma membrane; neuron projection
Molecular function (GO): neuropeptide binding; G protein-coupled receptor activity
Source: RefSeq, a predicted model, not a curated record